Messenger RNA from Aureobasidium uvarum, 1782 nucleotides. NCBI's taxonomy places the organism in Eukaryota, Fungi, Ascomycota, Dothideomycetes, Dothideales, Saccotheciaceae. The record is from the annotation of a GenBank genome assembly.
AUGGCUUCCUAUGGAAUCUCAACAAGCGAGGUCUCAGAUGGCGAUCCGGACGAACAGGUUUUCCUUCCUGGCAUCGCAGAAGAACCUCGAAUAACAAAGCUCGGAAGCCGUAUUCCAAUACCCUCCCAGUCCGAUCUGCUCGAAAGUGAGGGCCCAGAAGAAAUCUUGUAUCUGCCCAAGUCGCAACUCCUGCCUGAAGCCAUAAUUAAUGGUGUUAUCGUGCCUAAUAGUGAGGCUCUUCAUGCCCCAGAGGUACCAACGUCUUCUGCUACUGGCAAACUGAAGAGACCGUCUUCAGGCUUCUUUCGGCGAGAAUCAGAGACUGCCUCGCGAGGAGACCCGUUCGAGAUAGGAGCCUCGCCAGAACGUGGGAUCCGACCAAGCUCUGGUGUACCCUUAAAGAAGCCCAAAAAGGUCCCUUCCUCCAGACGUCAGCAGAAGCCGACAAGGAUUGCUCCUCCAAUAGACCUGUUGGACGCAGACGCCCCAUCAGACGAUGUGGUAGACUCACAUUCUACGAUAAAUCAGCUCAGCCAUAAACCUCCUCAGCCGGCGAACAAACGGCCAAAGCGUAACCAUGAUGCAGUUCCUGACCUUCCGAACUCGCAUCCUAGCUCGCCCGUUGUCCCUGAAGAUACCCCACCUUCUUUACUUGACGAGCAGCAACCCGACCUCAAGUCUCGCCCUCAAAAUCCUCCUCGUACAAACCAGGUCGUACAGGUUGUGAUCAAUAAAACCGUCUCGACCAAGCCCUCAAAGGAUAAUACAUACACCCGCAAUCGGAGAACGUCUCCUCCAACUGCUGCCCAGGACUCUAGCGUCACAGUGAAGUCGCCAGGCCUGUCAGCAGACAUCGUGGAAGACCAAUAUCACGCGAGUUCGGCUGCCCCAGCAGAUUCUGUAGCUUCUCCGAUUGCCGUGAACGACGUGCAGCCAAAGUCGGUUGAAGAGGGUCAGAGGGCCUCCUCGGAAGACUCUGCUCUCUUCGUAUCUCCCACGCCGCCUACGAGGAACACACGAUCACAAGCCGAAGUGCUUGCACGUGAUGUUCAGAGAGUACAAGAGCUCAACGAAAAGUAUGGUCCCAGAGAUGAGCCUGAGGACUACACUGCAGAGAUUGAUGAUUUUGAGACUGAGGUCAACGGCUUCAAAAACAUCUCCAUGCCAGAAGAGCUGAAAGAGGCUCUUAAAAUGGCACACUUUAUCCACGAAGACGCUAAAGAGAUCCGACAGGGGUUUGAUGAUAUUCAUAUCCUAAGAAGUUAUGGUAGACUGAAGAGAACCAUCGUGCAGUGGAAGGAGGCACAGAACUACAGCGAAACAGGCCAUCUCGUUCAGUCCUCCAAUGAAAUCACUGAAGAAGCAAGGGCAAUCUUCCAGAAGCCUGUAUGGGACCAGCGCAAAGGGCUGAAUUACAUACAUAAACGAGUGUUACCGACACUUGUGCGCAUGUUGUAUGUCACCUUGGCAUAUCACCUCGCGAAAGUUCAAACCUUGAAUAAACUUCCCUAUGGACCACGGAAAGAAUCGGAAAGCAUCGUCGACGCUAUAAUUCACAUCUGUCACGAAGCCAGGAGUGCAGGGACACGAUACAUUCGUACACAGGAUACUGUCUCGAUGAUCGCUAGGAUCAAGAAGUGGAGUAUCUCCAGAAACUUCAGACUCAAAGAUCGCAGCCAGAGGCAGUUCAUCGAGAAAAAACAGUUCAUCGAGAAGGAGCAGCGGAUCGAGAAGACGCAAUUGACCGAGCAGAAGCAGUUGUUCAAGAAGCAAUCAAUAUAG